This is a messenger RNA of Chenopodium quinoa (quinoa), 2336 nucleotides long. Its product is annotated as ankyrin repeat-containing protein At2g01680-like. The coding region runs from base 486 to 2057 and encodes 523 amino acids. Gene Ontology annotation, cellular component: plasma membrane. NCBI's taxonomy places the organism in Eukaryota, Viridiplantae, Streptophyta, Magnoliopsida, Caryophyllales, Amaranthaceae. The transcript is spliced from 3 exons. The record is from RefSeq and is a predicted model, not a curated record. Gene Ontology annotation, molecular function: protein phosphatase regulator activity; protein phosphatase 1 binding.
UUGAUUAGUAUUGCGAGUGUUCCUUGCUAAUCAACCCCCGAGUUCCUCGUUGUCAGAAACUUCGUUCUUUCCUUACCCAGUUCCCACAGAAACACCUAGCCUAAACACAUAACCCAUCACCCAAACACCUUAACUCAUAUCCGUUUCCGCAUCAAAAAAUUUGGCCCAAUCUAACCCAACCCAACCUGGCCCGUGAUAGCCUCUAAGCUCUAACAAAUAAUUACAUUUCCUCCAACAACUUUUCCAAUCAAACGGCUAACAAAAAAAAACCACAUGUUCAACUUUCACUAAUCACAAAACCAAAAAAGUGGUCAAAAGUCGUGAAAACGAGUGAAAAAGAUGGGGAAGAAAGCAUGAAGACACCACCACAUCUACAUCUACCACCUCUACUCUACUCUAUUACAUUAUUUCUCUCUCCUCCUUCUCCUUCUUCUUCUUCUCAUUGAGGAACUACGCACCAUUUCUACUCACUCGUCAACUGAAAAAUGAAGUCCAAACCACCAAUUCUUCUUCGGCUACUUACGCACCAACACCAGCAAUUCUUCUCUGCCGUCGAAUCCGGUGAUCUUCAAUCAUUACACCAGAUUAUCAACAAAUUGGCUGAAGAUGAUGAACGAGCUUCAAUUCCUGCUUUAAUGGCGUUGCAAAAUGGUUCUGGAGAAACUGCUUUGUUUAUUGCUGCAAUGAAUAAUUUGGUUGAGGUUUUUAGUUAUUUGCUUGGUUUUUGUGAUGUGAGAAUUGCGAUGAUUAGGUCUAAGUCUGAUUCCAAUGCAUUUCAUAUUGCUGCUAAGCGUGGUCAUUUAGAGAUUGUGCGACAAAUGCUUAACAUCUGGCCUGAGUUUUGUAUGUCAUGUGAUUCCUCAAAUACAUCUCCACUCUACUCAGCUGCUGUUCAGGAUCACCUGGAAGUGGUGAAUGCCAUAUUGGACACUGAUGACAGUGCAGCAAGAAUUGUCAGAAAAAAUGGGAAAACUGCUUUGCAUAAUGUUGCUAGAUAUGGUUGUCUAGAUAUGGUCAAAAUACUUGUAGAAAGGGACCCUGGAAUUGUCUCCAUCAAAGAUAAGAAGGGUCAAACAGCACUCCAUAUGGCUGCUAAAGGCCAAGAUCCUGCAAUAAUAGAGGAGUUGUUGCUUGCUGAUUGUUCAGUACUAAAUGAACGUGACAAAAAGGGAAAUACAGCAGUGCAUAUAGCAACAAGGAAAUGCCGCUCUCAGAUAGUCUGCCUUCUCCUAAGUUACACAUCUAUUGAAGUUAAUGCCAUCAACAAUCAGCAAGAAACAGCGAUGGACAUAGCGUCAAAGCUUCAAUAUGGAGAGUCUGGUGGAAUGUGUGCCAGGAAUGUUGGUAAGAUGGAUGCAGCUAUGGAACUGAAGAGGACUGUGAGUGACAUAAAACAUGAGGUGCAGUCACAACUUUUACAAAAUGAGAAGACCAACAAAAGGGUUUCUGGCAUUGCAAAAGAACUGAAAAAACUUCAUAGAGAAGCUGUCCAAAACACGACCAAUUCUGUUACAGUUGUAGCUGUGCUGUUUGCCUCUAUUGCUUUCCUGGCAAUAUUUAAUUUAAAUGGCCAGUAUAUAACAACUGGACCUGAUGCAGGGAAAGCCAACAUUGCUGAUACUGUUGCCUUUAGAAUUUUCUGCCUUUUAAAUGCAGCAUCUCUUUUCAUUUCUCUAGCUGUCGUCGUUAUCCAAAUUACUUUAGUAGCAUGGGAUACUCAAGCUCAAAAGUUAGUUGUCGCUGUAACUAACAAGCUAAUGUGGGCUGCCUGUCUUAGCACUUGUGGAGCUUUCUUGGCAAUAGCUUUUGUGGUUGUAGGCGAUGAAGGUUCAUGGAUGGCUAUCACUGUAACAAUACUGGGGACAAUUGUAUUGAUGGGGACUUUGGCUAGUAUGUGCUACUUAGUGUUUCGACAUCAUUUCAAGAUUUUUGGAAAUGACUCACAGAGACGCAUCAGAAGGGGAAGUGGAAGCAAAUCAUUUUCUUGGUCCUAUUCCAUCAAUGUCUCUGACAUUGACGAGUAUAACUCAGACCAUGAGAGGAUUUAUGCUCUAUGAUGUACAAAGUUACUUGUUCUUGGUGCUUCUCGUGUGUACCUCUUUAUUAUUGCAAUUGAUAGGUUAUUGAUAGUAAUCGAUCUGUAGAUACUACUCAUACUAGGUGUGUUUAGGUGGGUUUGAUUGUUUAUAGUAGUGCGUUUGGUGCUGGCUCUCGUGUUUCUACGUAUUUGUUCCUUUUCACCUAUAUAUGUAUCUAUAUAAAUAUUGUAAAUUUUUUUUACCUUUUAGAUAAACAACAAAGUAUAUGGCAAUAUAUAUUGUAUAUUUUAAAGUCAA